This is a messenger RNA of Nicotiana tabacum (common tobacco), 2124 nucleotides long. RefSeq lists its product as uncharacterized. The record is from RefSeq and is a predicted model, not a curated record. NCBI's taxonomy places the organism in Eukaryota, Viridiplantae, Streptophyta, Magnoliopsida, Solanales, Solanaceae.
AGCAUUGCUAGUCGCAGGGAAAACAAAGUCGGGAAGGAUGUGUUAGGGUUUCCAAUUCCGAUUCUUCACCUGCAAAUUGUGACGAAGAAGAAGAAAGAUGUGGCACGAAGCAAGGAGAUCGGAGAAGAAAGUGCAUGAUAUGAUGGACGCAGCUCGUAAGAGAGCUCAGAGACGUGCCAUCUUUCUCGCUAAACGCCGUGGCGACCCUCAGCAAUCCAUUCAAGCCAUUGGCUCUCGAUGUCGUAUCUACCGCGACGACGCCCUUUAUCAAGCCACUGAGGAUCAGCAGGGCCUGAUACCUUGGAAUGGGAAACAGGACAUUCUGAUUGACAGAUUUGAUGGUCGUGCUCUUCUUGAUUUUAUACGAGAUUCUAGUUCCCGACAUCGUCGGGCCCCAGAAAGAACAGAGGAAGAGGAAGAACUAGAAGAGUUUGUUAGUUUUCAGCGUUAUCGGGAUUUAAUUAAGCAUCGGCGUAGAGGAUUUAAGGACGAAGAAGGUCUGCAACAUGUUAAUCAGGAGAUGGAGGCUAAGACCACUGCUCCCCUUGGCUCUGACAGACCUCAACUUUCUCUGCCUUCAGCAAGCAAGGGGUCGUAUUCCCAAGUGGGUUUCUCAUAUGACGGAGAGGGGAAAGACGAGCCUCACUUUUCAGAUGGCGAAGAAGAUGGUGAUGAUGAUGAGGAUGAUGAUGAGGAAGAAGAUUUUAACAGUGAUGAUAGCAACGACCAAGUGAUGGAGUCAAUUGCCAAAGAUUAUGGAGUGAAAAGGUAUGGAUGGCUUGUCUACAUGGACAAAAAGGCAAAGGAGGAAGAAAGGAGGCAAAGAGAAGUAAUCAAGGGAGAUCCUGCAAUAAGGAAGCUGAGUCGCAAAGAGAGAAGGAAGGCUUCUCAGUUAGAAAGGGAGAGGGAAAGAGAAGCAGCCCGCAUUACCGGGAACAGAGUUCUCCAUCAUGAUCCCUAUCGCGAGUCUCGACGGAGUCCGACAUACGAAGCUUAUUCACGUUCCAGAAGAUCGAGGUCAAGGUCUCUCUCAUACUCGCCUCCUCAUUCAAGACGCUAUGAACGUGGAGGAAAAUCUGAUGAUAUUUACCAAGGCAAGGAGAGAGCUCCGAAGAUAGAGUAUAUCACUGAAUUUGGUGGCGCAGACGAUGAGAAUGAGCCUAAAUUUGGAGGAUAUUCUCCACCACCGUCUCCUCCGACUCGAACUGAUCCAUUAAACCGGCCAUCAGCUGGUCGUAUUCUUGAGGCCCUUCAUGUAGAUCCUGCAUCUGGGGUAUCUGUUGAGAAAGAUAAGAGUACCCAAAUAUUGAAAAUACCAGCAAGUGCAUCCUCAGCAUUAUCAAAGUUAAACAAGACAACUAGCAGUUCAAGCCUCUCUAAACAGCAGGGUGAAAAGAAGGAAACACCUCAGGAGCGACUUAAGCGGAUAAUGAGCAAACAAUUGAACAAACAAAUCAAGAAAGAUACAGCUGUUGAGAUGGCCAAGAAAAGAGAACAAGAGAAACAGAGGCUUGAAAAGCUUGCAGAAACUAGCCGAGUAAGUCGGUAUCGUCGCCGAAGCCGUAGCAGAAGUUACAGUCGUUCCCCUCGAAGGCACCGACUUAGCCGGAGUCCUAUCCGCGAAAGGAGUGCUCGCAGAUAUCAUUCACGUUCAAGGUCUCGCUCUCGGUCGCGGACUCGCUCUCAUUCACGCUCACAUUCACCGUCGCGUUCUUACUCUAGUUCACACUCGGUUUCUCGUUCCAUUUCCCGGUCUCGUUCACCUCGGAUUAGAAGGCGAACUAGACACUGAUACUUCAGGUAUAUGACUGGAUGCAUAAACGUGCGCUAGCUGAUCGAUAGUCGGCUGUGCGCGAUAUAGAUUACUGAUAUAUUAGACUGGUAACCUUAUGCCGAAGCUGAAUUUGGCUGAUGGUGGAAACUUAUAUUCCCGUGUUGUGUUUAUUUCUUUGGUUUCUUCUGAACUUUUAGAGGGUACUUGUGUGAAAGUAAAUGGUUUCAGCUUCUUUGAAGACAAAAGUACAACAUUUUGUACGUGUGUUAAGAAAUCUUCUAAAUAUGUACAAAUACUAAAUUUCGGAAAAAGUAACUCAAUUGGUUAAGUGGGUUCUAUGGCAUUCUAAA